ACAUGACCAGUUAAUCUCUGUGUAUUUCCGCGUUCACGACAGUGGAGCGGUUAUCAAUGACUCUCCAUGGAGCUGUGCAGCCUCUCAGCUAAAGCAUCUUUGCUGUUUUUGUUGUUCCCCCUCUGGCCGCGCCUGUCUUCUCCAUCCUCAAUGAAUGAAGCUGUGAUCAUUUGAGGUCUCCUCCUCCUCUUCCUCCUCCGCCUCUUGUCUCCAUCGAGCCUGUCUUCGACCAGCGCGGCCGACCUGGGGGGGAAUCCGGGAAAAGGCAGCCGCGGCGCCGCGCACCGGCCGACGGACAACCCGCCGCGGCGCGCCAACAACAUGCUCACCCGGGUCAAGUCCGCCGUAGCCGGGUUCAUGGGCGGAAUCAUGACCGGGGGCGGUUCGGGCGGAGGGGGCAGCAAUGGUUCCGAACUGCCACUGAAAUUUCCCUACAUGAGACCGCAGUUUCUUGGAUUGUCCGCGGAUGAAAUUGAGUGCUCCGCGGACCAUAUAGCCCGGCCCAUCCUCAUCCUGAAGGAAACCAGGAGAUUACCGUGGGCCACCGGAUACGCUGAGUAAGUAACCCGACCUCAGCAGGGUUUCAAAGCCGCUCUUGUUGUGUUUUUUUAAUGUCAGCACAGUGGCAUUUAACGCAAAGCUCCUGCGCUCAGGCCUCAGUGCGCGCAGGUGCACGGAACAAAUGACCACAUUAAACACCUUAAGGUCCGGAGAAAUGAAAAGCACUAAAGCUAAAGCUGCACCUGUUGUGACCUGGACUUCAUUCAGCCCCAGUAUCCUCGCGCACUCACACUUAGACGGCUUUGUGUCUAAUUAAAUCGCGUGCAGUUAGAAAUGGAUGACAGCAUUCAUCUGAAGGAUCACAGCACUCAGAGCACAAGCUGUUAUUCACGUGCAAGAGGAUGAUGUAGGCUAACUUCGACCAGCAGCAGCAUCUGCGUAUUAGUCCCCACUCUGUGCUAUGUGUCUGUGGAUAGGAGUGUCUCAGCGUGGGGAUUGCACAUUAAAGCCCAGAGUGCAGUAAACAAGUCCAGAAAGAUGCAAACUCAUGUUGUUACUCAAGACCUCUGAUAAGAAAAAGUCACAUUUGCCAUUGCUGUCCAUUAGAGCAUCAACAUGAGUGGAUAACAGUCUGUGCAGAUCUGAAUGUUCCCAAGACAAACACAGGCUGAUCUUCAUAUAGUGAUAUUAUACUUCUGAAGGGUAACCUAUUAACACAUGCAGCUCUGUUUGAUCCAACUCACAUGGUAACUCUUAUGUAAUGUCACUUAUUUGUAUUAAAACCUGCUUUGUUAAGAGUGUAAUAUAAAAUAGAUUAGUGGUGGAGGUGCAGAAGUCGAGUCCCCAGGUAGAUUUUAGAUGCAAUUAGCUUUUUUAUUUUUCAGUGAUGUGGCUGUGCAUCACUGUCGUCACAUUUUUUUUGUGAGUUUCUUUUUUGUUUGUUUGUUUUUUUGGGGGAGGGCAAUGCUUCUUUGAAAGUUAAAAUGAGUACGUGUGUAACUCACAUUUAAAGGGAUAUAACGGCGCAAAAUUAAUUUAGGGUCAAACACGUCGCAUCACCGAGUUAGAAACCCCCUCGAGAGAUGAAUGUUGCUGACCGCAGAUAGCAAUACACAGUGGUCUGAGGAGCCAUAAACAAACCUCAACAAAAGCGCCACUCUAUAACCACAAAUAAUGCUCAGAACAGCACCUAACUUCAUCAACAGUACAUAUAGGGUCCCAGCCAUAGCACUAGCCACCAAAUAUCUUUUUAACUUUGCCUGAUUUCUUUAGCAAAGAGACUAAACACAACUCACCUAUUCUCUUCCAGCAGCUGCUUGUUUGUAGCAAGACCUCAGGCCAGUCCAUUACAGACUGCUGCGGGGUGACGCAGCUCCAGGAAGAACAUUUAUGAUCAUUUCUUCGUGGAAAUGCAAUCAGACCAAGACACUAAGGUGGAAGAACUACCGUGUCUGCAGUGCAAAAUUAUUAAUAUGGUGAUUAUUACGUAAAGGAAAUGAUAAAGAAAUGAUUAUAAAUAUUCUUCCUUGAGCUGCAUCUGAAGUGGUUAUCAAGAAACAAAUAUGGAGGUUAUUACUAAUACGGUGAAUAUACAAAUUGACUUGUAGUUUGCAGUGUAGAUAAUGGGAUAGUAUGACUGGUACAAAUGAGUUCUUCCUGAGUGUCUGUGGUGCAUCAUCCUUUAGGGUCUAGUGGAAAAACAUCAAUACCUAAAGAUAAACAUACUAGUAAUGACUUCCUUAACACGCCAUUGGAGCAAAUGUGUGUGCUGUAUACUCAAUAUACAUUCUCCAUAACAUGCAUUAGGUUGUAUUGGAUGAAUCACUAAAAUCAUUACCCAAACAGCAAUUAGUUAAAACACUCUUCAUCUUUCCCCCUAAAUCUAACCUACCAUAGAUCACACCCAACCAGAUCUGUGAAAAAAGAUAACUGUUUCAACGUGUAACUCAAAUUCAAUGACUUAAAUGACUUGUAGGUAACUGAAUGAAAUUCGUAUUGAUCCCUUUUGAUGAACAAAACCAUCAGGAAGAAAAUAUGAACCACUUAAUAGGGUGAAUAUUUAUUAACUAUGAAUAGAAAAAAAUACGCCCAGAAAUAAAUCUCUACCCAGAUAGUGGGGUCUGUUCUGUGGUUUUAAAGAAGUGGAUUAGACACAGGUGUUAGAUUAGACUAUUUGAUCAUCAUUUUCUCCCAAAGCCCAUCUAAUAAAAUCUGGCCAAGAAGACCUACUGUGCUAAAACCUUGUUAAGCUCUGACUUUUCUCCUUUUGCUCUCAUAAUGGUUGUUUGAAGACACCAAAACCACUUGUUCAGUAGCUGCUGGUUUCGCUAAGCUGGUAAAGCAAAACUGCCAACCCUCCUGAUAUGGGCGGGAGUCUCCCUCAUUCUGACUUUUGAUUUCACAUUUCACAUUGUUAAAGUGUGUUUCUCAGCUUUUGUGGGGUAUGUGUAAUAAGACCUGGCAACCCAACUGGGCAGCAACAAGCAUGCACAAACCACUGUACCUGGCCUACCUGUGCUACACUGUAGCAGAUUACUGCUCAGCUUCAUUCUGUCAAGCUUGCUGACAAAAAUGACUCAGAAAAGAAAAUAUGCCUUCAAAUUUGACCCUGCUUGGUGCUUGCUGCUAGUUGCACUGACAAAACCUUGUUCAGUUAUUUUUCUGUGAGCUUGUAUAAAUGCCAAAACUGUCAAAAAGGAGUCACAGCAGGCCUGUAAUUAAUGGUGGUGUCUAUUAACUGGCCAGUCUCUAAAACACCAAUACCACUCUUAAAAAUGUAGAGAAAUUCAAAGUAUUUAUUCUGACAUAUUUGCUUAAGUAAAAUGUGGACAGGGUUGCUGAGAGUGGGUCCGUUUUCAGAUACCUCAGAUAAUCUUCCUCUUUUUUUCCAGUCUAAUAUUGGUAGGUUAGGUACGGUUUAGGUUGAAGAGAAAAACAAAGUUUAUUCCAUUUCCAUUCCAUUUCUUUGACACAUGCCCACACACUCAGUACUAAUACUCAGAGCAGACAUGAAGUCUCUUUGGGCCCGGUGUGGUUAAUGAGUUCAUUUUGUGGCAGCAUUUACUCUGUAAUUAAAGUCUCCUGAGUUGUCAUUACAGCAGCUCUCAUCUUUUUCUCUCUCUUUAGAAUAAAGGUUAAUCCAAGACAAUCCGAGACGAUCCACAGUAGCUCUGUCAGAUCUUCAGUUUUUGUGCCAGCGAUCGACUCUUACUCACCCUCUUCACGAAUUGUGUUUGUCCAGCUGGAGCUCAUUGGUCUGAAUAACUAGCCCGUGAAAGGUUGUGGAUUGACUCAUAUCUUUAACUGCUGUGCACUUAGCUCUGACUAAUGUAGCUUGAAAAUACCGGAGCUAAAUAGUAAAGAAUGGUUUUAGUCUGAGUGUUUGUCUGCUGCAAAUGUUAGCAUAUCAAACUAAAUGGCACCAAGAAGUAACUUGAUUUAGGUUUUCUAGACAUUAAGGAGACCAUCUUUAAAAGUUUUUAAGACUUUUGAGUGGUAGAAUACUAUUCAUCCUCAAACACCUUUGUGAAAGAACUGCAAAUGUCCCAUUUUUUUGGUAAUGUACCUAUUUUCUGACUAGCCCCAUUAGAGCCAAACACCAAAGAAACCAUCCUGACACAUCUUCUGAAUUUUAUCCCAUUGUUCUGUUUUCUCUUGUAUUCAGUUGCAGUUCCGGCCAACAAAAGCCUCCUGAAAAAGUACUAAAUUGGUGCAAAGUCUUUUUUUUUUUUCGUUCACUCUGAACCAUUUUGCUGUAAUUGUUCCUUUGAGGUUCUGCAUUAAACAGAGACAAAGCCAUGAACCAUUGUGCCUCACCAAACAAUCAUCACAUCCUUUAGGCCAGUGUCUGGCCCAGAAUCUGUCUCCAGUGGUGGAAAAACAAAGGGGGCAUUAGAUGUCUGACAAUAGAGUGGAAAAUUUGGUUUUAUUCCUAAUGAGAUGAAAGCUAAUUGUUCUGGGUAAAACAAAGAAAAAAUUAAAUAGACUGACUUUUGUUUUUUGUGCAGAUGCUGAAAAUGAGGACUGAUUAAACGCAGGAGUACUUCGAACCGCACACACAAAAAGCACCAGCUGCACCUACCAGGAAAUUGCUCAAUCAUUCCACUAUUGAUUUAACCCAUUAAAUGCAUGGUGGUCACGAGGAAUGGGGACUGUUUUUGCUGAUAGUUUUCACUUUCCGAGCUCAUUUAUUCCACAUGGUUUUUAGAAUAUGAUGAUAAGCAGACAAUGGCUCCCUGUCUUCUGUGCGUGAACAAGCUUCAAAGUGGUCAAUGCGUCACAGUGUUUUAUGACCAUAAUCACCCAGCGGGCUUUUUCUGUCAUUGUGGUUGCAGUGGUUACAUGUUAGCUUUAAAAGCAGAGUGGGAUUAUCACAGCUCAGACCAGCCCUCUGGACGUGUAUAUGCUGAAUGACACAUUAAUGGAGUAGAUUUAAAUCUGGUCCUCCUGUCAUACCAAAAGGCUAACACUAGCAUAAAUAUUGUGCUUUCAGGGCCUGAUAAGAAAAGCAGCAACAACAGCAGCAUUAAACAUGGCAGUUCUGAGAGUCUACUUACUUUACUGUCCGAUGUCAGGGUAAAAAUAUGCAUGACGCAAGUUUAAAAGUGUGAGGUAACAGAAAAGUUAGUUUUGGACUCUGCUGUCGUGUCAUUACUUCAACACAGCACAGAUUAUUGAGUACUCUUCACCUUCUCCCUCUUUUAGACAGCUGUACAGGCUCUUUAUCACUUUGUUCUGCAUACUCCUUCAAUUUUAGAGUAGAGAGGGUUUUACAGAAGAUGCUGAGUAGCAAAACAGGACAAGCAAAUCCAAGGAAAUAUCUUUUAAAUACAGUAUAUAUUUAAAUGUUUAACGUGUCAGUGUAAACUUAAGUCAUAUUAGUGUUGCAAUGGAUAUUCCUGUACAUUUCAUACAAUCUAUACAUGAAAAAUGUCCUCUGUGCAAAGAGCCUAUAUGUUGCUCGUUCUGUCUUUCCAAGACUAACAAAGAUUUGAGGCAGAGAACCAGAACAUAAUGCUGCCUCACAGAAAACAUCCACAGUCUGGUCUAUAAAUAGACAUGCCAAUGUCUCUUUCACGGCAGCCUCCAGAGAUGUCUGUCAGUCUCAUUGGAUUUGUCCUUACACUCAUUUUUUCACCGUGUAUUUAUAGAAAACGUUAAAAUACUCCGGAAAAAGCUUUGACCGAUUACAUGAUGAAUAUUAAGGGUUUUUCCUGACUCACUACAAUAUCAGUUGAUUUGGAUCCAUCUGUUCUCCGUAAAGCCUCAAUUGUUUUCCCUGUUUUUGUUCAUUGUAAACCAAAGUCCUCUACAUUGUUUAUUAAACUUUCAUGGAUUUCAUGUUUCAUCUGUAAAAGUCUCAUGUGUAUUUAGGCUUUCAAGCUGGCCGGGCAUUUACACAUAUCCAGCCAGGACACUGCAGAGGCCCACCAGGUAGACUAUAGUAUUUAAGGCUAAGUCCUAAUCACAGCAGACAGAUUUGAAUUCCAAGUAAUUCCUGACAUUACAUUUAUUCCCCUUUCUCCAAGGCAUUCCCUUUUAUCAUUCGGCUGAAUUAGUGCUGUCGUAAUACUGUAUAACAGUAUUGACAGUAACUGUCUUAGUUGAAAUAUCAAAUAUUGAUAUUGUGUUUAAAAAUAAGCCAGAGUUAAGGAGGUCCUUUAUGUCGGUUAUCUUGUGUCAUAUAAUUGAGGAGAGAAAAAGAAGCAGCAGACUUUCUGUGGAAUAAUUUUAGUCAAAGAAGGGUCCAGUAAAAAAACUGAAAUUCUGGGAAUUUUUUUGUAAAUCCAAAUGCAAAGUUGGAGCUUAUGCCUCUUCAGGUUACAAAUCAAAUGGACAUUUACACUUUCUGGAUAUUUUUGGAACAGUUUUCAUCCAGUUCUGUAAACUACAAUCCACCCAAAAUCAAAGUAUAGUUUUACAAUGUAGGAAAUAAAACAAAAAAGCAGGACUAAAAAUCAUUAUUAUAAAAGCAUGCCAAACAUUGGUUUUAUGAGGUGAUGUCUUCAUUUACACAGUUAGUGAUGUAAAUAAAUCAUAAUUUUGAACAUAAUUAGAAAUUGACAUGGAGUUAUCAGUGUUUAUUUGUCAAUAUUAUGGGCUUUGAAUAUUUAUGUUUAUAUAUAUAUAUAUAUAUAAAAAACAUUGCUCCAGCCUAGUCUUGCCUUUUCUCAGUUUUAUUGACUGUGUUGUUUUAAAGCCAAGUUUUCCAUAAAUAUUGUGAUAAUAUUUUUAUUGUAAUAUUUUACAAUCAUGAGGUGAAAAUCUGAUUUAUUGACAACCUUAGACUGAAUUAAUCAAUGAACUGACAAAAGGUGAAAAAAGAGGUUAAAAUAAAACAAUCCAUUCAGGUAAAAUCAGACUAAAGGAAGCCCUUAGAGGUCAUAUGUUUACCUAAUAAGUUUUUUGUGAUUGUUUCAUCAAGAUAUCACUUUAUUUUCACUGAUCUAGCUGGAUAUCUAGAUAUAGCAACAGGAAUAAAUAUGUCUGAAAAAAAAUAUUGUAAGCUGCUGAAUUCUUCAGUCUGACAAUAUGACAGCAGCCACUGUGCCGGCAUAACCAAAACACAUAACAGGUAUUUUAAAGGCCUAUUCUGAUAUUAGUAAAAUGACUUUCUUGAUGAAUUUAAACCAAACGAAAAACUGAAUACAUCAACAGAAACAGUCUAUCUGCUCCAAAGCUUUAUCAUUGACAGUUUGGAGAAGAGUCUGAGGCAGACCAAAUUCACAGACAAAAACCUCAGAACUGGUUGUGAGUUAGACACAUUCGUGAUAUCAAACGCAGUUUUGAUUUUAUGGAUUUUAACAGGGUGCAACAGAGGACUCAGACAAUUGUAUCACAGCCCAGUUAUGUAUUUGAAAAAACUUGUAUUGGUUGUAGUGGUAAACCAAACAAGCAGCAGAACAGUCAUUGAAGAUCUUGUCGUCGAAUGCUGAAAUUUAAAAAAAGGGAUGAAGUGACAAGUUUUUAUGUAAAUCCUUAUGCAGUUAUUUGCAUGUCCUUACUCGCACCAGGGCUUCUUUUUUCCUCUGUGGUCUGCCCAGUUAUAUAAGGUACAAAAGAUGAAAAGGUAAUGGACACAUAUACAAACACACACAAGCACACACACACACACACACAGACAGUGCUCUGAUUAUGCAUAAACAGUCGCACACCAACAAAUGGUUUUUAUUCACCCAGAAGCUGCUGCUCUGUUGCAUCACCAGAGCAGGACCACACACACGCUCUCCUGUUUGAUCUUCAUUAGGAACACAAACUACAUACAAAGCCAGCUCCGCGUUCAGAUACAAACCUCAGGCUGCGGCUCGCACUUUUUUUUCGUGAUCCUGCAGUGAGCCAUAAUAACUAUGAAAGACUGCAGUGCAGUUUGGUCCAAAAAAAAGCAUCUGAUGUUAUUAUAUAUAUAUUUUUUUGUCUUUUUUCCAACCGCCUGUUCCAGACCACAGCUGUCAGACAGUGAAGUCAUAGCAAGUCAUGCAUCCAGCAUUUAUUUUUACUAUAAAAGUCAAUUCCAGGUCUGUCUUUGCCAAACAUGAUUUAGUUUCUAGGACAACUGAAGUGCUGCAUAUAAAGAUUAGAUCAUGAGUCAGUGUUUGUUUGAUGUGUGUUUGUUUUAGGGUAAUUAAUGCUGGGAAGAGCGCACUGAAUGAGGACCAGGCCUGCUGCGAGGUGGUUGUAGCAAGAAGGAGACCUAUGAGCUACUGCCCCCCCUCAACGCCAAGCAAGACCCCCACAGCCAAGAGGCGGAACUCCCUGCCCAAUGGAGAAGGCCUUGGGCUGCGUAUGGAGCAUGGCAUGCUGGGAGAGGUAAUAAAACACGCAAUCAGAAAAAAUACACCUUACAUAUUAAAGCACCUAUGAGGAGUUUUCUGUUUGUGAUGAUUCAGCGCACCCUGUGGAUGAAUUAGUUUCAGCUGAAUUUUUCCUGGAAAUGUUAAAUCAGCACAUCUCAGAAUCUCAUGAAAAGGUCAUGAAGAGACACGAAUGAUUAUUUCUAUCUGUUACAGAAGCUUAACAUAUCGUCAGCCUUUUAAAAUAAUGGCCUAUGUCAUUUUUUGACGAUCAAGCUAAAGGCUACAGUCAGCUGAUCUUAAGCCAGCCCUCAGUCAGCUGACAGCUCAGGUGACCCUCACCCUCUUCACAUCCUAUUGGCUAAUGUCAAAAUGGCGGCCUAUUUAAACGGCUUCUCUGGCCUACUCUGCCCUCUGCAACCACUCUGCAACCCACCUCCACCCCAACUCCUCCUGUUUAUGUUGUGUCUGUUUGCUUGUAAUAAUGAUUAAUUUUGACUAAAGUGAUCCUGACUAAAAUGAUUUUUUGGCCUAAAUCAUCUCAUGGCAUGAUCCUUUCAACUAAGUAUUUAGGUGAUUUUACCGGAGAUGGGCAGCAUUAUCAAGAGAUGAUUUAUGCCAAAAACUCAUUUUCGUCAAAAGAAGACUUAGGCCAUUAUUCUAAUAGGGUGACGAUAUGAGUAUGUACAGUGUACAUGAUGGAUUAACAGUUUUCCCAAAGGCAUAUGCGUAUGGUUACAGGCAGGUACAUAAUACUUUAAGGCAUUACGACCAACUUUUCUGUCGUACCAGCCCACUGGAACUGAAGUGAACUCUGUCCUCCAGAUCUGUCUGUGGAAAAAACGUCAUCAUGUUUUAGUUCGUUGUAUCCCCAGAGUAGCACUCAUCCAUCUGAUUGUGGUGAGUCAUAUUUUCACGGCUGAGAUGAAGUCACACUCUGGCUCGCUGUAUCUGUGUGAAAGAAACUAAUGUUUUAGUGAGUCACUUGAAAUAACUGCUCUAUCGUUUGCUGAAAUCACAACAUCAUGUUGCAGAUUUGUAAUGAGUAAAACUACAAGCUUUUUCAUGUCCAUUAAGGAUGGGAGGAGGUUAGUUUUACUUUAAAUGAAGCUUGGAUAGAUCAUUUCUGAUGCAUUCCAAGAAAUCAGUAAAUCUCUAACACUGGCUGGCUUGUGCUGUGCAGAUUUGUCACUCAGCUUAAAAUGUUUGAUUAAGAGCGCAUGGUUGCAUGCAGAUCUCUAUUUAUAGAGAUAAAUGAGUCGUCCUCAGAAAACCAGCAAUGGGAGCCUUGAUGUGCUACAGCACUACUCAGACUACAAACGUAGCCAACUACAAACGGAAGGCGCAUCGUUUCCUACACCAAAAUUCAGACUUCCUAACAGAUUCUGCGUUUUUAUAGGAAGCCUGUAAAUAAAAAGAUUUUAAUUUCUCAUCAAGAAAUAUAUAUAAGACUAAAAGAGAGAAAUUUGUGUUAAAAUGAAUCCGCUCUCUCCAUCGGAACAACACUGCACAAACCUAUGAUAUUCAUUAUUCAAUCACACCACUUAAAGCUCCUGUGAGGAGUUUUUUGGUGUUCAUGACAUUAACUGAAAUUCAUAUUAAAGACUUCUUAUGAUAUACAAAAGCAAAGUAGACCAUUGACAACAAGACAGACCAUUUUAACACUGCAGUUUUUAAUGCCUGAAGCAAUGCAAGGGGUUAUGUGUCAGCUGAGCAGUUCAAGACACAGCCCUGUUUUUACUGUUUCCUGAUUAAAUAUUGACAAUCAAUAAUACAUAUGGCUCUCAAAAGUCAGCAGAAGGAGAUUUUUUGUCAGAGGUCACUAUAUGAGCUUGUAGAAGACAAGAUAAGAAGAGACUGCUUUGUGCUGUGGGGAUGCCAAAUUUAACCCAAACCAAAAGUUCCUGACAGGAGCUUUAAACAUCUUUUUUUUUUCAAAAGGUCACAACCUUCCUUUUUUUUUUUUUACAGCUACUUACCUGAGCAAGUUUCUCCUUUUAAAGAGUUUUUUAGUCUCAGUGGAGCUGUGGUCUAGGUGGUGAAAUAAAGGGAAAAUAGUUUUAAAAAAUAAAAAUAAAAGGGGAACAUCUUAAAAAUAACAAGCUGGAACUAUUGUAUUUACUAGAUGUGGGAACUGUUGAUUGGAUACAAAACACCACACCACACAACAAUACUGCAAACAUCAAUAUAAGACAUUUGUAUACAUUACAUCACAGUACCACACUAGUACAGUAUACAAGAUUAUUAAAUGCUCCUGAAAAGACAAAGUGCAGAUUCAUGUUUUUUUAGUGCACUCUUCUUACCCAGAGAUAAAACAAUGAAACAAUAGUCAUGUUUUUAGUCCUUGAAUGAAAUUUUACAGAACUGAAGAACUGCUGCAACUAGUUUAGAAAAUAUAUAUUUAAGUGCUUAAAUAAAAUUUUAAAAAAAAACAGCCUGUGAGCUGUUUAUGCACAAGUUUUAUAUUCAGAGUUGAGUGAGUGCAUCCUCCACCCUUUAUUCACCUUAUCACUCUGUGUUCUUCAGGUAUGGUGCCACUGUCAACCUUUUAUUCAGUCAGUGAACCUGUUCAUGUUCCCCUCAUUCACGUUAUUAGGGCUGCUGCUGCUGUGGGGAGUCAUAAAACAGUGAGGUAGCAAAUCAAUUCAGAGAGCCACAUUUAAUCAAUAUAAGAGUUAGAUUCAAUACAACUUAUUUUAUCACUCGAGGAAAGACAUUUGACAUGUCGCUUGAUAUCUCAGUAACUGUUUGAUAUAUUGCUUUUUUGCUUAUCUAGUGUUUUGUCUCACCUCCAAUAUUUGAACUGUUGAUUUGUUGUCAAAAAAGUACAAGUUAAUUUACUGAUUGAUUACUCAACUAUUAGAAAUAAUCUGAUUUUCUUAGUGCCAUUUAGGUUUAAUCCAUAAAUGUUUGUGCAUUCAAACCACGACAUUCUUGCCCCGAGUAUUUGGGAAUUUUUGUUAGCAUAUCAAACUCACCAUCUGUCCCAGUCUUGUUCGAGCAUCUCGGGAACAUCUGGUGGGAAAAGAUGUGAAUUUGGCACCAAUUUGAGGCGACUUGGACUCAAAGUUGGACAGCUGAGAUUUUAAUGGUCUGAGGUUCAAGUAAAGGUCUCUGUGGUCUUUUAAGAAACGUAACCAGCCAUAACUAAAGAAACCAAUUUGCGGUCAAAGGUAAAUGUCACAGUAACUACCCCACUCCAAGUGACAUGAUAUCUUAACAACACCAGAAUUGGUUCUACCUGGCUCCAUUUAUUAUUUAUUUUAAUUAACUAAAAAAUUGUAAUGAGGUGCCAUCUCCCCUUGCUGUGCUGUAUGUCUCUAACAUUGACUGUUUCCAGAGGACUUUAUUUGUUUAUGUGGAAAUGAAUAAAACAGUGUCAGAACACAAAAAAAACAUAUUUAGUAACCAGUUCAACCACAGACUUGUUGGAGGAGGCAUACAACAGGCAGUAAUUCUCAUCACUAAUGUUGAUCUCCAUUCAGCCACACUGGAGCAAAUUGGCUGUCAGCAACAAAACUGUGAGAAGUGAUCUCUUUGAGGAAACAGGAGGGUCAGAUUGUAAGUGAAUCAAACCCUGUCAUGUAACUUGGGAGGUUAUUCAAACCUCCCAAAAGUUUGUUUCUGAAAGUCUUAGUUUCCAGGGUUACACCCUCUGAAUAACAAACCACAUCUCAGUGCUGUGGGAGUAUAACUUAUUUUUGAAUUGUUGUAGUCUUGGCUAAAUUUUGAAUUGGCCGUGAGUACAACACAAGCCAAAUAUAAAACCUAACACCACCUCAAAUAAUUUUACACCCAUAAAAGGAGUAGCCAGCAGAGUAUCGUGUGUUGUGGACGAAACCUGUCAGAGGUAGAAAGAAGGUUUGACCCCCACACGGCAUUAAAGGGAUGAGUCAGGGAUACUUUCCCCUCGAUCCACCCAGAGAUGAUUCACACAUAACACAACUGUUUCAGCAGUUGUUUUAGAUGUUUUAAUAUUUUUUCAUUUAUGAGUCAUUGAAGUGAAGACACAGGGUGAUUGAUUAAGAACUGGCUGGUCGAAGAAAGAGACCAUCAGAGGAGUGUUUUCUGUCCACACCCUGCUUUUACUGAAAUAUUACAGCUAAGGUCGGUCAGGAUGAUUAACAGGGUUGAUUCACGCUGACUCCUCCUCACCUUCAGAUGACACUGAAAAUGGGUCCCAAAAAACUGUUCAAGGCCUUCAGGAACACAGCAGUCAUUGACUCAACAGUUGUCAGCUCAAAUAAGAAUUGAUGUUUCAGAUCAAAAUGUUGUAUCUAAAGUUGAGAAAAGUAUUUCGAAAAAUCUGCGCUUGUGUUUGUGUGUAUAAGGAAGUGUUGGGUUAAAUGGUUUCAGAGGCAUUCUGCAGAUUUCAUAAAGUCAUGCAGAUGUAAAGGCCAGUGUCUUACUAAAUCCCGACCAGUAGAAUUAGCUCUAUUAUAAAUCACGAUGGCUCAAAGUAAAGGACAAAAUAUAUGGAAGGGGUGAGUCCCACAAGAUGUUCAAAUAAACGCCCCUGAGGUGCCGGUGGGCCUUGAAGAAAAAGUGCACACUUGACCUAUGAUCCUUUGCUUUGCUGUCAUCCCUGUUGAAAAAUUGCAAAAAUGACCCAAAACAGAACUGAGAGGACCAAAUUCUUCAGUAAUAGGAAAACAAAACAAUAAAAACAAAGGAAAUGGAGACCCAGACCAAAUAUCAUUCUGAAAUGUAAUAUAUGUCAGUCUAUUUCAUUGCCAUACAAAUAUAUAUUUUGGUUUCAUAAAAUAGGUAUUUGAUAUAAAUGUUCAAAAUGUACACCUUCACGGAUCAGUCAAUUCAUCUUUUCAUUUUUUAUAUAGCACCAUUUUAAAAGUUAUAUCUAGAUAUACAGUAUAUGCUUUACAAAAAAGCUGGUCUAAACCAGACUCUAUUCUCAAAGACCCAAUGUGAAGAUAGGAUAGGAGAGGCCCUUCUUGUCACAUCAGACCCUCUUCCAUCACAUCUUCAACCAUGUGAGUGAAACACUUAAAGUUACAGAGGAGAGGGAAAACUGCCUGUAACAGAGAGAAACCUUGGUUUGUUAAAAUGGAUCUUGGGAUGGUAUAUAUGUAAGUAUCACACCUUAUGUAUGGACAUGUAUGUCAUUUACUACAUUUCUGUAUAGGCUGGUCCAGCCAUACAAUGAACCUUCACCACCAGUAACCCACCUUGAUUUAUAUAGCAGACAAAGAAUAGGUAAUAUAAAAGACCAAUAAUUAAACUACCAGCAGUCUCAGCCCAGACUAAAGAAAACUUCCAAAAUCCCAAUCAUGUUGGGAAAAAAACCUGCCUGAGGAGAAAAAGACAAUUAUGAUGAAAAUAAACAAACCCCUCCUCGCCACAUGCAGCUCAAGCUGUGAGCCAGAGAGAGUCUCUGAUCCUCCCAACACCUCCUCUUACCUUUGUCCUUUUUGCACUCAGGUGUGAAGACCUUACGAUGUAUAACACUGUUGAAAGACUGUGACCUGUUUCAGACAUCAAGGGGGAAUACUGAUAGCAAGAAAAUGUUCAUUUUUGGCUUUUGACUUGUGGUUUUAUUGUAGAGCUCAGUUUCUAAAUAAAACUAGCUAACAUCUUUUGAAAUGUUAUGCCAUCUGCAGGACAGUGAAGGGCUCGUUUUCCACUACUGGGCCUUGUUUGAUGGCCACGCUGGUUCAGGUGCAGCAGUCGUCGCCUCACGUCUACUUCAGCACCACAUCGCCUGCCAGCUGCAGGCUGUCAUCGAGAUCCUGCGAAACCUCGCCUCCCUGCCACCAACUGUUCUGGGCGAGGAGCCUGACAACAACCCCUACCUCCAGGGAAACACCCCAGGUCCUCACCGAGGCCUGACUCGUGCCGCUUCACUGCGCGGGGCAACAGGUCCACCUGGUCCCCCCUGCAGCACCCCACCUCCUCCCCGAUUCUUUACAGAGAAGAAAAUUCAGCAUGAGAGCCUGGUGAUAGGAGCCAUAGAGAACGCCUUCAAAGAGAUGGUGAGAGACGGUUCAAGGACAUGAUGAAAGCUUUCAAAUGUACUAAAUGAAUUCGUCAAAUAGACGAAACUACAGUGAGCUUAUCCUUUUUCUGUCCACCUGUUCUGUCUGCUAUCAGCCGUCUGACCCUGUCAUCACCCCAUUAUUAAUAUCUCCAGCUCCUCAUCUCCUCCAUUCCAACUUUCUUACAUUCAAUGUAUCCACCUUGAGUUUUGUAGAAUGAUAUAACAGUAGGGAAAAGCACAGGUGUAAAGAACGAGUAAGGAUAAAUGUGUUGAAAUCACUGCAUCAAGCUCCCCGUUAGUUUCACUGUCUGCAAAUAUAAAUGGAUAGCCAGUGCAGCAGGACCAUAUCAGAUGUAUAAAGACUUUGGUGCUUUUACAAAGUCAACUUAUCAGCUAUACAGAUAAUAGACUUAUUUACAUGCUAUUAUUUUCUAUAUUAGAUUUUUCCCUGGGCUCUGGUUGUAUCUGAAUUUAACAAGCAUUUGUUACCUUGGACUUGAGAGGAAACUUUCAGACAUUUUUCAGACCAAAGUAGUAAUAGUUUUAUCAAGAAUAACGUCACAGUGUAGAAAUAUGACUGUAGGUGUAGCCGUGAGCACAUUAAUCUUGACUUGACAUGAAUGACUGAAAAGUUUGGUAAAAAGAUGAAGAGCAUAAAAAACGUAUUAUUCAGAAAGAAGUUUAAAGUUAGCCUUUAAAUUUACUCCAGAAAGAGAUUGCAGACAGUAAAGUGAUGGGAUACAUGCUCUCUCUGGAGAUCUUGGAUCUCAGUGGGACUAAUUUAGUUAAAUAAAGGUUCUAAUAAUAAGAGGCACUAAUGUGUUUACCAGCUGAGAUACAUCAUGGCAAAUUCUAUCAGGUUUAGGUUUAUUUAUUCAGGAUAAACUGAUAAAUCAGCCCAAUUAUUGGCAUCAUUUUGUUAUAAUCAGUAUCAUAUUAGUAAUGAUCACACAUCUUUCCCAUCACCUAUUAACAGCAAACCAAAUCCAACACAGUCAGCAACCAGUGUAAAGAUAUUGUUUUAUAUUAACAAUAAUAGCAUUAUAUCAGUGUCUGUCUGCUGAUUUAUUAAAAAACUCCUAAAAUAAGUAAGAAGCUAAGAGAACCAUGUAUAUUAGAUUUUUAUGUAGAAUAAACAGUUUGUAUAUGACUCUCCCUUUUAUACAUUUUAACCCCAAUUGUUAACUCAUAUUAUUUUGCCUGACAGAAAUCAAAAAGCCCUUUUUUAAAAUGUUUCACUGAGCCAGAUUUUUAUCAUCUACAUCUAUUUUUGAGUAAAUAUUCACUCUGGUUCAGCAGCUUUUAUUUUAUUUUUAUUUUUUCAUUUUGUCAAAUGAAAGAAAAAAAAUACAAAAAAAAACAAGAUGUCUGCAUUUUUAUAUUGGCCAUCGGCUGCCCUACUUUCUGAUAAUCAAUAAUCCACUGAGAGACGAUUAUCAAUGCUGAUUUUUAAGGGUAUUACUAAGAGUUUAAUUUCCAUCAGAAAUACUUAUGAGUGAUAAAAACCUAUGUUAUUAAUGUACACUGAUUCACAAAGAGAAGCCUUUGUGUUUCUACACUGAUAUUCUGACCGUAGGACAAAAAGGCACACACUUUGCAGAGAUGCACACAAAAGCUAUAUUUAGUCCUCAACCUUUAUGCUGAUAUCUACAGUUUAUUCAGACCCUUUGGCUUGUGAAAUAUCGCCUCCUGGCCAAAUGUCACUCAGCUGUGCAGAUUAGACUGUGAAUUUCAAACACUAUCCUGUCAGAUGGAUCAUCUGAUAAAAUGUAUGCAGAAUGAUGUUAACAUAAGACUGUGUGUUUAUCGAACUUUGCUUAAUUUCCUGUAUCCAUAACAGAAAAAUUUGUGUUUUAGUAUGUGUGAAAUUGCUUUAUAAACCUUCAAAAGCCAAAGUCUUUCCAGAGAUACCACUAGAUGGCAACGGAGAACAGUCUACGUUAGACCUUGUGAUACCCAGAGUAAAAGGGUCACUAAAGCACCUCCUAGAUCAGCCUUCGCCAAAAUGUCCAAAGAGGGAAACAAAAGCAUUAUUAACACUUUAUUGGCUGUUAUUUGAAGGAUAUUUCUCUUUAUAAAUGAAAACAGCAUCUGCCAUAAAAGGAGUUCACACUCCUCUAUAGAUUGCAUUGAUUGGAAGAUUUCUGUGAGACUGGCUUACAGUGUACUUUGUGUUUCUCUAACUCUGUUGUUAAAAACUUGGUAAAAAUCUACUACUAAAGGGCAGUCGGGAAGUUACACAAUCAUCAUUUGUUAAAUAUGUAGGAUUUUGUUCUGUUAAUUAUCGUUAUGAGUGAUCAGUAUUUAAAGGGUCUUGAUUUUUACAUGUAAUGCCAAGAUACAAACCUUCUCACGUAUCAGCCUCUAAAUUAUUCAUGCUGGAGGAGGUUUUUGUUUACUGACAUGCGGUCAACAGGAGGUCCAGGUUAAACAGAUCAAUUUGUUAACCGUCUGCAGCGCUGCCCACACAUUGUCUGGCUUUUAAAAAAAGUUGAUCAGAGUUUCAUAGUCUUGACUCUUGUUCGUGCUCUGUGUUUGAUUAUUCCUGCCUGUGUGGGCUGCAUGCAGUCUGGAUGUUAACUUUACUGACAUUUCUUAAUUUUCGUGUCACAUGUGGGAGGAUGUGGGCUUUUUUUACUGUUUUUUUUUUUUUUCUGUUGUCUUUCUAAGUCGUUUUUCAUUCCAGAUUGACAAUCCUGUCUGUUGCUUUCUCAGGAUGCACAGAUUGAGAAAGAGAAGCAAGUCUACAACAUAACAGGAGGAUGCACGGCUCUCACUGUGGUUUACCUGCUGGGAAGACUGUAUGUUGGGAAUGCAGGUGACAGCAGGUGUGUAUGUCAAGCCCCUGUCCAUCCAAAUAAACUGUCUUUCCUUCCCUACACAUAAACUGUGGCAUUGAUUGAGACAGUUGAGCUGAGUUUUUGAGUUUCCUGUGCGAAACUUGUCAAACUUUACCUCACUUUUCCUACAGGGCCAUCAUCAUUAGAAACAAUGAGAUCAUCCUGAUGUCGACAGAAUUCACACCAGAAUCAGAACGACAGCGACUCCAGUUCCUGGUGAGAUAAUUGUACAAUCGAUUUUAGCAUCAAAACUUUUUUACUUAUCUUUCCUCAGUCCUUCGAGAUAUGAAUUUGGAUAAUUGUGUAGAAGAGUUAGUCACACAAAGCCAUGUUAUUGUACUUUGAGCUCACACCAUCUGAACACCACGGAGCAGGUGGAAACACUCAGUACUUGAACUUUUUUUUGUUGGCCUCAGAAAUUGCUUUUUUUGUGGUUUCUCACUGUGUGUUCACACAAAAAGCAACACAGUCAGCAGGUUGUUUAAAGUCCAUCUAUUUCCUAUAGAGCUGAGGAACAGCUCAACAGGCCUGUCAGCUGAAAAUAGCUGGUGAUGACUGUGCUUGAAAAAGUUAGGGGCACUAUGUAGAGACUCUGUGACUCUUUUUGGUUUCAUAAACAAACUUAGAGAUCUCUGCAUUGACUGAUGACUUUCUGUCUUAAUCAUUAAUGUGUAUGCCAUGUCUCCAUCUCCUACCAUUGUAACAAAUACCAUAUACAGUGGUUCUCAAGUCUAAUCCUCGAGGCCCACUGUCCUGCAUGUUUUGGAUGUUUCCCUGCUCCAACACACCUGAUUCAAAUGAUCAGCUCGUUAUCUUUAGCUUGAUAACGAGCUGAUCAUUUGAAUCAGGUGUGUUGGAGCAGGGAAGCUGGUUUGUGCUCAAGUCCUCUUUUUUCUGUCCAGCUCCAUUUUUAAAAGUUAUUAGGGGGUUCAUGUUUUCUAUGAUUGACACUUGAUACAGCCUAUGGGCGUACGAAGAUAGCGUAGCUCACCCGCUGUUUGAGCCGAGCAUCAUCACAGCGACUCUCCUGCCAAAUGCGUGCAAUGCUACUGGUCAGUGUGAGUGCGCACAACACUAAUGUGCAAUGUUGAUUUCAGGAAAUGGAAAAAAAUCGUGGAAAUAUUGAGAGCUUUUCAGCUACAAAUCCAGUCAAUCUAUGUCCAGACCCUCUUCUAUGGUCGUGAGCUCUGGGUGAUGACUGACAGAAUGAGAUUGCAGAUACAAGCAGCCAAAAUAAGUUUCCUCCAAAGGAUGUCUGGACUCAACCUCGGAGAAAGGGUUAGAAGCUCUGACGCCCAGAGGAGGCUCGGAGUAGAGCUGCUGCCUUGCCGGCUGUGGUGGUUGGCAUUGGACACCUCCCCGGGCUCAGAGCUCUCUGGAGGGAUUAAGUAUCCCUCCUGGCUCGGGAAUGUCUUAAGAUCCCAGAGGAGGAGCUGGAAACUGUUGCUGGGGAGAGGGAGAGUAGGGUCAAAGACUGCCCCUGACCCUUAACCCGAUCCAACAUAAGAAUUAGAACGGAUGGAUGGAUAUAAAUGAAUGAAUGAAUGAAUAUUGUAGUCUGACCUACAGUAUGUCAUCUGGAAUAAAGAAGGAGAGGGGCUUACUGAAUGUGGGAGUGUGUGUGUUGGUGCGUUAACUUAUCUUUAAUUACACCACACUUGUAGCUGCAGAUCACAGCAGUGUUGACCGGUGUAAUAAUGGGAAAUGACUGGAAGAUAGAAUAUAUAGCUAGCUGUCAGUAUAUGAUUCCUUAACCCUAUAUUAUGACGUUAUCAGCUUCUAAAUCCAACUCAUGCUCAGGAGUGAGGGGACUUCUGGGGAGAAUAAAAAUAAUGACAGCUGACUUUAAUUUGAUCUGCAAAUCCACCGCAUAUUUAUCUGCCUGACUGACUUGAAGACCAUCAUUUUGUGUCCUCCAGGGCUUCAUGCAGCCUCACCUGUUAGGAAAUGAGUUCACUCACCUGGAAUUUCCCCGGAGAGUUCAGAGGAAGGAGGUGGGCAAGAGAAUGCUCUACAGAGACUUCACUAUGAAAGGAUGGUAAGUUUUCUGUCACAUACAACGUUUCAUGUGCAGACUAAGACCCCUGCAUCCUUCUGAUGUGUGUCAAAGACUGAUCACUGCUGUAGACUUUUUCCCUCUCCUCUGCUGCAGCAGCUUACUCUUUUUUGAACAGUGACAGCUGAGAGGACCAGCAGGGAGCUAAUGAGGGAACAGUCUAACCUAUACCUUAUAAUGAUACAGCUGGGAUGGUACUGUAUUUGAGGUGCUAUGGUUGUUCGCUGCGCACCAUGCUGUCUGUCUGAGGCUGCAGUGGGAGCCAGUAAUGAGACAUCCUCACUCACUGGCACACAGAGGUACAUAUUGUACGAACUGUGUGCAUUAGGAUAGGUGAUGUAUAUUUCACUAUAAGAUUGCCCCUCAGGAGCAGAGGAGCAAGUCCGGAUGUUUCUCCACAGAGGUUAACGUUGUGUGUCCCUUUACAUUCAAGGCAGGAAGUGCUUCAGAGUUAUCUGAAUGACCAGAACCAGCACAUAUAAACCUAAGCUUUAGUAGACUCUUCAGAAAAACUUUUUAAACUUCUAUUUUACAAGCGAAAGAUUCAUUUGUUAUGUUUGUGUUGCACAAACUAGCUAAAAAUAGUGUUUUAAGCUGACAAACUUGGCUGCUAUCGCUGAGUUACACAUGCAGCAGACACACUGCCAACAGAAUACCAUUUGGAGUUUGUUUACAGCUAAUUCCAGUCAUCUCUGUGUUAGCAGCUGCCCACUUAUUUUGUCUGACUGCUGCUUCAUGUUAAGUGUGUUUGUUUAGUGUCAUUCUGUGGUAAAAAUAGCCGAGGGACAGGCUGAUCAAAAUGUUGAACUGUUGUGUAAAUGCUCGCAAGGUAUGAAAACUUAAUUUUCUUGCCUUUUUUUAAUCCUAACAUUUUAUAAACUCAGUAUUUAUUCAUAUUUUAGCUCCUUAUGUGUCCAGCAAAGAGGGGACCAUUAGAGGUGGGAAUCACUAGUGGCCCCACGAUACGAUAUUAUCAUGAUACUUGGGCCAUGAUAUGAUAUUAUUGUGAUUUUUGACAUUUUGCGAUACAGUGAGUAUUGUGAUACAAUUUAUAUAAUGUUUUCAACUGUUCAGCCAAUUGAGCAUUUGUCUUUCCUUUAUGUUUGUCUUAUUUACGCUGCAUUUUAUUUUCAUGUAGCACAUCUUGCAAACCAUAUAUAUACAGUAUAUAUAUAUAUAUAUAUAUAUAUAUAUAUAUAUAUAUAUAUAUAUUUGUUGUACUAACUUUCUCCUGCUCUAUGAUGUCACCUCUGCCAACCUCACUGGACAAACAGCUAAUGUUAUUUUUCCAUUAUCAUAGAUUUGACUUCAUAUUAGCAAUUCAUUUGAAAAAUCGAUACUUGGUAAAUGAGACGAUACGAUAUAUCACCAGACAAAAUAUCACAGUGCUAUGCUGUAUCACGAUACAGGGACUAUUAUGAUGUAAUUUUGCCAAAUCAGGAAUAUAAAAGCAGCAGUUUUGUUUGUACAGAUGCAUCUUAUAUGUUACAUUUAGACAUUAAUUUGGAAUUGUCGACAGUAAGAAAUGAGCGAAAUGAGCUCAUGAUGCAACCCUUCAUGUUUAAAAUAAGAUGAAUCAGUGGAGUGUGUUGUCUCUCACUUUUCCAAGUGUUCAAUUUGAUAUCAUGAUGAAGAAGUUGUGUUUCUACCUCUCUGCUCAGAGGGAAAAUGAAGAUGGAGGAGGAAAAGUAUUUAGAGUUUCAGAGAGACAAACAGGCAGGAGAGGUCAGAAAUGAUGAUCUCCCUCUGACUGGUUAUGCUAAGUUCACUUCAGCUUUUUCAAGUGCAGUAGUGUUAGCUAUGGAGCCGGUUCUGUCAGACCACUAAGAUCCAUUUUAAACAUUUUUGAUUUGGGCACAUCCUUUUCUCUGUUGCACUUCUAGCGAGACUAGAUACUGAUUCAUUCAAUUCAAAAAGUUAGUUUUGAGCCCUGUACCUUUAGUUUGACCCUGAUGCACCCUCCUAUAAAUGUUUGCCAAAACAGACUACAGAAGCUGCAGACUGUGGAUUAUUUGUAAAGCAAAACUAUAACAUAGAGAAAACUGUCUAAGAGAGACUCAAAAUCUACUUUUGCACCUCUCACUGAACUCCUUUAUUACCUCUUUAAGUGCUUGUAUAUCUUCUAGAAAUGUAAAUGUGUGCGUCAGACGAGCUAAUGGAAUAAAAUAUUUCAUUUUUUGAUCUCCUGUUCUCCACUUCUCUCACGCACAGGGCCUAUAAGACCAUCGAGGAUGAGGAUCUCAAGUUUCCAUUAAUAUACGGAGAAGGGAAAAAGGUACGGAAGUGUCAACUCCAAACCUCAGAGCUGAGGGGGAAAUGACUCGCUCUCACAUUGUCAGUCUGACACACACACACACACACACACUCACACACGCUACAUGCCUGCCAACCAACCAGAGAGUGGGCGAAUACUUGGUCUCUGAUGUGCAAGAAAGUGUGUGUGUGUGUGUGUGUGUGUGUGUGAGUGUGUGUGAGUGUGUGUGUGUGUGUGUGUGUGUGUGUGUGUGUGUGUGUGUGUGUGUGUGUGUGUGUGUGUGUGUGUGUGUGUGUGUGUGUGUGUGCUCAUACACCCUAGCUAGAAAAGAAAGAAGACGGUCCAUCUGUUUCACUCCAGUAGCUACAUCUUACACACACAUGGACAUUCAGACAGACACACACCACUCGGGAGAUGACAGUCGUCUCUCUGAGAAGUGGAGUUAAUCCCCACAGGGACAGCAGAGGAGAGAUGAGACAGCGAGACAGAAACCGAAAAACAAUCCACCAAAUAAAUUGCACAAAAGCCUUUAAAUUCUCAGUUGUGACAGUUUGUUUCAUAGUUUCAAUCAGUUCAGUCUGAGAGGAGAAAGAAAGUGUCCAGCAGAGGGGAAGAUGGCAGCUGACAACCACACGGUGUAAUGGUGGUGUGAUAGAUAGCUGCCGAAUUUAAGGGAGACCAAAUGAAAAUGAGGCACAGAGAUGGAAAAAAAAGUGUAAGAAGAGGAAGAACACUGAGGAGGAAUCUCAGAGUAGCAUGUCAGGGCGCCAACAAGGAAGAAAUGUCAAAAAAGUGUCAGUAUUUGAUAUUUAUUCAACAUUCAGCAAUAACUGGCUCCAUGUUCUUCUUGUGUUUUAACUUCUAACAGUAAAGUAACAGGGUCAUCCUCUGCAGCUGUAGUUAUGCUGCGUUUGAGUUACCUCAGAAGUCAGAUGUCCGAGCUGGGAAUGACAUCACACCCGAGUUACAAGCGUUUCAGUUACCAAGUCAGAAAAAAGCAAAAUUGGAGGCGGAAACAAAAUGUUGCAGAAGGACCGCAUAUUUGUCCAGAAGUUGCUUAUAUUCUGACAAGUCAAGCGCUAAAAUAACUUUGAGAUGUAGCCAUCUUGUUUCCACCUCCGAUUUGGCUUUUUUCCGACAUGGUAACUGAAACGCUGGUAACUUGGGUGUGACGUCAUUCCAAGCACGGGUUACUCAAACGCAGCGUUACAUACAAACAUGUGUACCUGAACUUUCUCAAAAAUUACAGUCAAUAAUUAUGCUAUGUUAUAUCAAAAUAUCGAGGAAAUCUAACCUUAACCUUGUUUUACAGGCACGUGUGCUGGCCACCAUCGGUGUGACCCGCGGGCUCGGUGACCAUGACCUCAAAGUUCAUGACUCCAACAUCUACAUCAAACCGUUCCUGUCCUGUUGUCCUGAGGUAUGAGCCCCAGUCCGACUUAGGAACAACUAAAGAAAAGCAGCUGAUUUUUCUUUUGUGUUUAUCUGAAAACAUGCUGUGUAGAUAAGAGCCUCCAUGAUAUGGCCUGUCCUGCAGAACCCUAGGUGUCCAGUGAGGACAUGAGCUCCGCUUCUAUCAAACAAACAGACACGUGUUUUAUUUUAUACCUCAGUAUCCUUCAAUGUGCGAUGAAAAUGAUCCCUGCCAAGUGGAAGUACACUGCCAGUUCAGUUAUCAGGCUGGAAAGCUUAUCAGCUGCUCAGCCCCAGCAGGUAAAGAUAGAAGGUGUCACUUUGGGCUGGUUAUGUGUGGCUACAGUCCUCACUUCUUAAUACAACUAACAACAGACUGUCUGCACUUCACAUUUUGACAGCAAAGUCAAGUCGACUUUAUCUCAUCCUCCCUACAGUUUUAACAUGAGCAGCCAAACACAAACAACAACAACACACCUCUCAAGAUGGCUGACGAGACAAGAAGAACUGCUGAGAGACUUUUUUACUCUUUAUCAUCGACAACCACUAAAUAUGAAAGAGGAAAAUAUUUGACAGAAGAUGGAUAAAUGUGAUGUGGGCUGUUGUUUAGUAGUGAUUUGAUACUAUAUAUUUCUUUUGCAAGAUGGUGUCAUCACAUACUGUAGUCCUGUCAUGUGUUAUUUGUUUCACCAGUAACAGGAAUGUUAUGGUCCAGUCUAAGCUAUACUGUAUUUACAAGACUCGAUGUAAAGAUGGGUUCAGAUUGAGUCCCAUCUGGUAAGAUCAGACCCUCUCCCAUCUUAUCUUCAACUACAUGAGUGAAACACUUGGCUGCAUUUAUCAAGUUACAGUGGAGAGGAAGAACUUCCUUUAACAGGCAGAAACCUGGAGCAGAACCAGACUCAUGUUAGACAGUCAUCUGCUGAGACUGAGCUGGGUUUAGAGAAGGGAGAGAAGGAGAAGUAGACAGAGAGAGAUGGACAGAGGAGAGACUGAUAGAGGAAGAUGCAGACAGAUUUGGAUUUUCAGAAGUCUUAUGUGGAAAGUUUUGGUCAGCAACACUGAAAGUAAACCUGACUUUGGUUUGUUUUCAGGACAUUCUGUUAGCUUCAAUUAGAGCUUUUUAAGGAGUCGUGAGUUUUCUAGCUAGUUUAUGUAACAAUUACACUCAGUAAAGAUCUGGCCUUGCCUUACUGGAUACUGGAGUAUCACGUUAUUUAAAACAGGAUGCCCACAUCCCCCACUUUCUUUUGUUUUGCUGGAUACUAAAGGAGAAGUCUGUCAUAUGACUUUCACAAUUUUUUCUUGAGUCAAAUCUGCUCUGAAAUAACCAGACUUAGUCCUUUACAGUACUUCUGUCAGAAAAAGGUCCCUUGCUGUGGGAGAACUUAAACUCACCUAUACAACUGUCUGGCUCUGGUUUCAAAGUGCUUUCAUCUCUUGAUGUAGUUUGUCUUAUGGAAUUUUGCAUUUUUUUCCUCCCACGACUCUCUGCUUGAUCUUUUAUUCAUUAACACAAGGGUUCAUACCAGGUUUGCGCUGAAGACAGAACCCCUCUCAGUACUCUGUGAGAGAAAGACACCGAUACAAACACUGCUCCCACCUCUCUUCAAAGUCACUGAGAAAUCCUGAGAUGCCCUCAGUGAAUGACAGCUGCUGCACUCAACGAGCUGCAGAAAUGUUGUGCAACUCGGGUUUGGUCAGAACUUUUCAAUCAGGCAAAAUAACUACAGCUGCUUUAAGUCGGUGUUACUGACCCUGCACUUUACUUUAAGAGAUCUAUCGCUGUGAUAUUUAGCUGCAGUGGUUUUUGUUCCUGGUUGGCUGAUGACACAGCUGUGCAAGUGCCAGUGUUAAUGACAUACAACAAAAAUAUGUGUACAACAAAAAUGGAUGCGAUCGUAUCAGGUGCAAGCAUCAAUGAAUCUACAUGAAUCAAUAAAUAAUAAAUAAAUAAAAAUCUAUCUUUAAAAUAUAUAUGAAAGGGGGUUGGUUGCAUUUCAAAGCAGUUUUUAGUCUGUAUUAAUAAUGUAUAGCAUUUCUUCAGUAUCUUAAUUUUGCGGUCAGAUGAAUGCAGCUGAAUGUACUUAUAAUCUUAACUGUCAAAUUUAUUAUUCUGUUGCACCAGUGUGAUCUGAAACUAUGAUUUAGAGACAGGGAAAGCUUCAAAGUGUUUAUUCCGUGAAAUACAGUGUUAAGUCUAAUUUUUUUGUGUAUAAUACUGUUAAAAAAUGCUCAUCAGGUCCAGUCAGUGUCAGUAGGGUGUAAAGAUACCUCGCUAAAACAACGGCACUUAUACUUUUCUUUCCUUGUAUGCAUGAAACUGUUGUUCCUGAGAAAGUUAGCACAUGACUCGUCACAUCUGUUCGUUGGUUUGAUUUAGUUUCAUACUUAAUUCUUUGGUAAGUCCCCCGUUCCUUUACGGUGCUCUGCUUUAGGGAUGUGUCAGGGACUGUGGUUACUCUGACAUCAUUCUUCUCAGCUGCACAUGUAUGCUUCGCUCAAAAGUUAAGAAAUAAUUAAAUUCUAAUUGACACAAACUGCGUGUUACUUUUGAACUGUCCACUGACCUGUCUGGGAGGUUGCGAAAAUGCUGCAGUGUCUUAGCUUCAGUUUUCAAAACAAAAAAUCAUGAAAGCAUUCAUUUUGACCUCUAAUUUUGUUGAAUGUGUGAAUACUGACAACCUUAGCUUUGAUUUAUUUUAUUAAACCCCUUUUUACCAGGGGUCAAGGGACAUGAAUUGCUGUCAUUGUUACUCUUCAUUUUUGUAUUUGGACACACAGGUUAAGGUCUAUGACCUGAUGCACUAUGAACACGGGGCUGAUGACGUUCUGGUGAUGGGAACCGACGGGCUCUGGGACGUCCUCUCGAACCAGGAAGUAGCCGAAGCCGUCACCACGUUUCUAGCCAACUGCGAUCCCGAUGACCUUCACAGGUCUGCUGCUUUUUGUCUUCCACUUUCUACAUUUCUAAAAUUUACCUGCAGUUUCUCCUGGUCCACACCUCAAGGGUGGAUAUGCUGUCUUUCUGUUAGUAUUAAUGUUUUGGGCUUUUUUUUUGCUUAUUUUAUUUUAUUUUUAAUGUUUUCCCACAAGUACAAAAUGAAGUUCAGUGUAUUUUCAUACUAUUUUGAAACAGAAUAGAGUAUAAAAUACAGAGAGAAGGAAUCAUAAUUGAAAAAAUGGACACACAGUCUGAUGCUUCAUCUUGGCGUGAACAGCUGUUUCUAUCAUAUCUGACCCUCCAUUUUGUGUGUUAAAGGCCUGGAUUAUUUACUCCUGUUUCCAGGUACACCAUGGCAGCACAAGACCUGGUGAUGCGGGCCCGUGGUGUGCUGAGGGACAGAGGCUGGAGGAUCACCAACGAGCGCCUGGGCUCUGGAGAUGAUAUCUCAGUCUUCAUCAUUCCGCUGAUGUACGGAAACCGUCAGCCCUGAGGAGCCCAGCAGGGGGUCUUCCUUCUUAACAGACCUGUCGAGCACGUCGACUCUUUGAUGAGCAGGAUUCCUGAACUGCUCCUUCCUUUCUUUUUUCUGCUGUUUGUAUUUUUAUUUUCUACUUUGGACCAACAGUACACUACACUUUGGAUAUUUAGGAUCAUUGGUGUUUCAUGUCUCUAUAGAAGUUCACAGCUGGUCAGUCUGGUAACUGGACUAACUACAGAUAGCACUGCUUUUUGUAUCUCUGAAGCGUAGGAGUCCUUGUUUUGGCCGUCUGAAGUGAUAACGCAAAAUGUUGAACGUUGAUGACGGCAGUUUGACAGAAACAGGAUGCUGCCUGACCCUGAACUCCUGUGAAAGUUGAAUACUUUCUAAAGGUGAAGCAAACACUUCUUCAUGUCCUUCUUACCUCUCUUUCAGUGCUGAGCUAAACUCUACCCUCCUCUUCCCUCUCUUUGGUCAUACUCGUUUCUCUUUUACUGUACAGUGGACUCGUUUGUAAAAAGAAAUACCUCCUUCGUUUCGUAACCAUGGAACGAGCUGACAAGUCAGCUGUGUUUUCUGUUUUUGCCACAGUGUGGCUCUGAAGGAUUCCCCCUCUAAGGAGCUGCUACAGACCGAUUACAAAGAUGAGAUUUUGGCUUGGACCUCUAUUUCCCAUUCUGAGCAUCUUGUAGUCAUUUUCGGGGCUUCCUUCAGUAAGAGCCAAGAGAAUUUGAGAUGACUGAUCACCCCAAAAUUUUGGGGAGGUUAUGCUGUUAUACAGAGUUUUCAUUUUACCCCCUAAGUGUAGAGCUGAUGGACACAGAGAGGAAGGAGUCGGGAGCUCACAGUAGCAAGGUGGUCCAAAUGUUGUGUGAAAUGAAAACUUCAGAACCUGCUUGUGUCACUAAUUUGUGCCACAAAGGUGUUAUUUUAUCAUUUUCAGUCCCUUAAAAGGACAACUGCUUCCUGCCAGUGGUCAAUCAAAUAUCCAACUUUAGAAGUACAGAGGUUUCUAGAUCACAGACUGAUUUCUUACUGAGUGUGAACCAAAUCUGUGUUUGAAGUAGCUUUAGUCCUGAGACUGUUAGCCUGUCUCAGAAAAGAAGCAGACAGAGUGAUAAGUGAUAGACGGAUUUCUGAAGUUUCUGAUUUAAUGUUGUAGAUAAUCUGUCAGAUGUCUGCAGAAACCUCAGACUUGUGAUCUUAUGAGCUCAAUCAAAACCCCCAACCAGGCGUUUUUGAUGAUUUCACACUUUGUUUCUGUGGUUACCUUUUUUUAUGGAGUUUUGUUGUCUCACAAAAACAAGUGUUACAUCUUAGCUCGCAAGGUUUGUGAACACUGGUCAGUGGGAUUGUUUUCUAGCUGUAGACAGAGUAAGUCUACCUUUUUCUUUUUACUACUUCCAGCCCUGAGGCUAAGCCAAGCUAAAAGUCUCAUGGCUAAAGCCUACUACCUCUGUACAGUCAUCAUAAUAGUGUGAAUCUUCUCAAUCAGAUCCAGCCAAGACAUUGAAUUAAAUAGUUAAUGUUAAAGAACAUUAAGCAUGUGAAGUUGUAAAUUUAGACGACUGAAAUUUCUCUUAAAGUUUCUUCUAAAGUUUGGAAAUCUCUCCAUUUUUCUUCAUUUCUCAGCGAAAAUGAAACUCAGGAGACUAAAUCUUAGCUAAUGUGACCUUUGCCUCAGAGUACGUACUCACACUUUAGGCUGACAGACGGCGUUAAUCAACGAAUCAUGAUAUGAGAAGACAAAGAGGCAAACAAUUUCUGCAGCAGGGACAUAUGAGUACUUUUAAAAAAUCAUGAAACACAUACAAUCAAAGCCAGGAUGAACUAAAGUUUGACAACGAAAAGAGGAUUCACUCCUCUUUUAUUUUUAACCAUAAUGUGUUUAUUGCAUAAGCUUGAGAUGCCUGAUCACACUCAUCUUCAGAGGGAGAGGUUUGGGAGUGACAGUGGGCUAUGAGUGGGAAUCCGGGAAUCUAAGAUAGGUGCAAUGGUUUAUAACUGCUGUUUGUUUUUAUGGACUGAAUUUGUAAUCGUAUAAUCAACAAGUUAGCAACUACUGGUAUUUAUUGGUGUAUGUGCAGACGUCAAUCGCGGCUUUAGAAAGGGUUGUUUUUGUUGUUUUUUUGUUUCUUUAAUAAUAGCAUCCCAGAAAUUUAGCAUAGGAGCAAAGGGUAGAGUCACAGUGAAGGAAGGGAACUAGCUGACACUGAAUGCAUGGAGAAAGACUGCAGACCAGAUCUUCACAGGCUGCAUUUUUUUUUCUCUUUUUUUUCUCUGCCUGUUUUUUUUUUUUUUUAAGGAAGAGCAACAAUGAAGAGUUCAGUUGUGUGCAAAAAGCACUAGAGCCAUAGAAACGGGUGCGCAAAUGUACUUUUUUUUUCACCCUCUCCCACAUUAUUAUUCUGCAUUCAUCCAGGCUGCCCUCCUCAGUCAGAUACAUUUGGUUAAGAGGCAUGAGAUGGGAGUCUGGGGGAGGAGGAUCAAUGAAGAAGUACAUCAUUUUUUACUAUUUGGAUACUUAGCUGAGAAAAGAACAAUGGAAAGCAUCAACUAAAAAACAAGCUGCAUGUUUAAGACCCUGACUGACAAUAACAGCUUCAGUUUUUUUGACCUUUUAAAAGCUUGCUCGAGGAUCUGGAGGUUUGGAUGUCUUGUUAAAUUAACUCUGGAGUAUAAGGUUUGAACAUGUUUCCAGUUUAAUAACACAGAGCGUAAAAGUGAUGCACUGAAUCCAAAGAGGUCCAUAUGGGAUGAUGUGGUGCUAGGAUGAGGAAGCCAUGUUGAAGGAAUGGUUACAGCAUAGGUGGACAUACACUUAUUUUCUCUCUGACGCAGAUAUGCAAGUUUGAAGUUACACGUGAAGGUACAGCUCGCAGCUUGGAGCCAGUUAGCAAUAGCUUCAGAGGCUAAGUAGCUAAAAAAUAGUGAAACAAAUAUCCACCUGCUAGCACUGUUAGAGCCAGCUAUAUAACACUUUUGAUACUUUUUUAGAUUCUUUUAUGGUUAUCUACAGCUCAAAUUGACAGUUCUCUGUUUUAUGCGGGAUACAGCUGAAACAUACACUGGAAUAAUAGCCAAUUGAAUUUUAUACAUUUUGAUAGCCAUGGUUUAAGGGUAUUAGUAGGUGGAUUUUAUCACUAUAAGACUAGCUAACUACAUUAGCUAACUAUAGCUUUAUAUUAGACAGUCAAACAGGGAUCAAUCUGCUCGUCUUACCCACAGCUGGAACGCAAAUAAGUGCAUUUCCUAAAAUGUUGAACUGUUCCUUUACAUGAAGGAUAUGUGCCAAUGUGUCACAUGGACUAUGUAUUAUCAUAACUUGGACUUUUUUGCAGUUGACAGUCUUAUACAUUCCUUCAAGCAGCGGUCAUUUACAUUUACAGCUGCCUGGAGUUCAUAUGGUGCAUUUUUCCAUUAAGAACAUGUUUGAUUUCAAAUAUGUUUUGUUACACAUUUUAUCAUCUGUGUUACUUGUUUAAGUGCAUCUGUAUACCGUCAAAGAAGAUGGCAGGUACCAGAUUUUCAAGAACACGUGUAUUUUAUUUAUUGAAUGUCUUUUUUUCUGUUUUCCUAAAACUGUUCUUUACUCUCUUCAACAUUGUUGUAGCAUGUGCUUCAGAAUCACAGAGCGGCUAUCAGACUACUAUCAGACUUCAUUUAUCAGAGAGAGAGUGAAUGUUUUGAACUGAGUACAUGUGAAGACAAUGCCUGAAGGGGUCAUAUUUGUUGAAUGUUCAUCCUUAUAUCUGUUAUUAAGCCUUUUUCUUCGUAGAUGAAUGUCAAAGAUCGAGAACAUUAUUUAUUUUUGUCAUCCUGCUGUGCCACCAGACUGCUGCGCAUAAACUCAGGUUUAGCUAUCAUGUGUAGUUGAAGAGGAUGAGCUGCACUGACUGACUUUUUUCAAGAAGGGAGAAAAGGUACCACAUGUGUAAAUAGAUGGAAGUUUGGUAUGUUUGGGAAGCUCCUAGACUUUGAAGUUGACCUUGUCCCUUUGACCCAACCUUUCUGAAGAUGCUGUUUUGUGAAAGUAGUCACUGCUGUAGUUUUCUACCUUAGACUGAAAGGUUUGAUGUGGGGAAACGCAGGGAGCUUGAAGGUCUUUUUCUGUAGCAGAGAGGAAGUUUGAAGCUCAGUGGGAAUCCAUUUUUUAAGAGACCAUUGUGCUACCCUCAACCUCUCCACUUGUGAAUGUGAAAUGUACAUUUUGUAUAACGAAAAAGAAAACUUAUGAAGUCAAAAAAGAAUUAUUUUUAAUGUUUCCUUGUGCAACUCUGACUUUGGGGGAGGAAGUAUAAUGUUUACCUUCAGUGUUUCUUUUUCAAAAGUGAUAAGAAAAAUAAAUGUUUCAAGUCAAUGUAAAAGUAAAAA
Messenger RNA from Xyrichtys novacula (pearly razorfish), 30648 nucleotides. The record is from the annotation of a GenBank genome assembly. NCBI's taxonomy places the organism in Eukaryota, Metazoa, Chordata, Actinopteri, Labriformes, Labridae.